AUGGCGGGCAUUCUUACCUAUCUUCAGUACUUCCUUGGACGGCUUCUCUAUCGCAUUCGCGGUCACGAUGCGGGACAGAUCAUUCGAACAAAGGCAUUUAAUCAUCUUCCUCAGUCCAACAUGCAACUAGAGGCCACGGAGUGUGGACCCUCGGGCUCCCCCAUGCUCCCACACCACACUUGUCUAGCCGCGGACAAGAAGGGUAGCGUCCCGGAAUUACGCUGGACGCCUCCUCCGAAGGUAGAGGUCAGGGAGUAUGUCUUGAUCUCGGAAGACAUUGAUCCUCCCAUCCCUUGCUUCGUGGUCAUGCAUGGACUGUUCUACGCGAUCCCACCGUCGACCACCAACCUGCUCCCUGAAGAUAUCGAAGAUGACCAAAGAACGAAAGAUUAUGUCACUCAGUCUGGCUGGAGAUACGUUCCUAAUAUUCUUGGAAAUUCAUAUAUUGGCCCUGCACCUCCCUUGGGCCACGGCAUGCAUCGAUACAUCUUUACCAUCAUUGCUCUCGGUGAGUCUCUUCGGUUCGACCGCCCAGAGCGCGUCAGCAAGGCGCAGAUCAAAGAUGCGAUAGCUGGCAAAGUUGUCGGAUGGGGUCAGUGGAUCGGACACUUUGAACGACCCUGGCCCAACUAG
Aspergillus alliaceus is the source of this 633-nucleotide messenger RNA. Its product is annotated as YbhB/YbcL family Raf kinase inhibitor-like protein. The transcript has a single exon. The record is from RefSeq and is a predicted model, not a curated record. NCBI's taxonomy places the organism in Eukaryota, Fungi, Ascomycota, Eurotiomycetes, Eurotiales, Aspergillaceae. Bases 1 to 633 code for a protein of 210 amino acids.